Molecule: messenger RNA, 1343 nt
Organism: Camelina sativa (false flax)
Lineage: Eukaryota; Viridiplantae; Streptophyta; Magnoliopsida; Brassicales; Brassicaceae
Source: RefSeq, a predicted model, not a curated record
UCUAACGGAAACACACAGUAUCUUCUUUUUUCUUCUCCCUCUAAAACAUUCGUAAUUUCAAUUUCUCACUUUUACCUUUUGAGUUUUCUCAAACUUUUCGAUCCGGAUCUGAAAGCAAAAAAAGAUGGUGAGAGAUAUCGAAGAUGAGAUCAGAGUCGAGAAGAAUCAUCCGCAGCUUGACGAAGCUAGUCUCGAAGAUGAGAUCAUCAUAGUCGAGAAGAAUCAACCUCAGCUUGACGAAGUUAGUAUCGUUGAUCUCCUCGACAGUCCUUAUUCCCUAGAUGAAUCUGUUGAAGAAAUUGAUUCUGUCAGCGAGAAGCUUAAUGAACAUUGUAACGUUUACUGUGAUGAUGACUUCGAAUCUGCUCUAAACAUCUUCCCUUAUGUUCAUGUGCCUCCAAAGAAGCGCAACUUUUGGAAUUAUGAGUUCUGCAGAAGAAGCUCUGAGCUGUCUACUGCUUGUAUACUAUGCGAUCUUGCAGACGAUUCUGUAGUGCCUUGUUCUGGGAAGGACUGUCCUCUCGCUGUUCACAAGAGAUGUGCUGAGCUUGAUUGUAAAGAGGAUCCUGCUGCAUCCUCAUACUGUCCUUAUUGUUGGUUGAAAUAUCAAGCGACUAGUUCCAUGGCUGUUGCAGCUGCAAAGGCACAUGAACACUCUUCAGCUCGCAUGUUCGGUACUGAGCUGAAUAGUGGAGAUAUAGCCGUGGCGAGAGAAAAUGUUCAAGGUUCUGAUAAAACACUACCAAUGCAACUACAUGAGAACCUCCAUCAGAUACGGAAAGCUGUCGAGCAGCUUAAGUCUCUAAAUCUCCAGUUAGACAAAUCAGCUGAUCAGGUCAUUGAUAUGGAGGAAUCCUCCGGAGAAGCUUCUGUUGUUGUUAAUGAUCAGCCAAAAAGGGUUCUUUGGACAGUCGAAGAAGAAACCAUGUUGAUGGUGGGAGUGGAAAAAUAUUCAAAAAUAAUCAAUAAAAACAUGCCAUGGAAGAAGAUUCUGGAGAUGGGAGAAGGUGUAUUCCACGUGAAUCGCAGCUCAUCCGAUCUUAAGGACAAGUGGAGAAAUAUGGUACGUAUGAGUCGAUAUUAGUAACUCCUUUCGCUGUAGAAUCUUAACAAGUAUUAUAUGAGGCAUUGAUAGCAAACGUUAAGACAAAUGCUAGUAACCUUUUGAAGUAGUGUAAAGAAACUAUGAGACUUUGACGCAUGUAGAUCUUUUUGGUAACAAUUGUCCUGCCUUUUAGCAGUCUAGUAAAACUUGUAUUGAGACAUAGACGACAAUGUCGUUUCAUAUCCCCUUAUAUUGAUAUUAAGAGAAGAGAAUGUGUCUUUUGUUAGUAGCUGCCCUA